AUGUUAAGCACUAUUGGGGACUUUUUUGGUGAAUGUAAAAGACAUGAAUUUAAUAUUAUAGUAACGGGUCCAGCUUCAUCUGGGAAAACAGCACUCAUUAUGAGACUACUUAAAGGUAAAUACAUAGAUCCACUGACUUGCAUAAAUCAGUCACUUUGUAAAGUAAAUAUAAGGGACUGCAAUCUUAUAUUAUGGGAUGAUGUGGAAGUGUCUGCACUUACUGAUGAUUCAAAUAGGAACUUGAUGAAUAGAACUCAUUCUAAACAUCUACAUUUUGGGCAUAGUCAGAUGAUAGAUGAUAUGAAUAAAAGUAGAUAUUGGAAUAUUUAUAGAGAAUAUAAUAAAUAUGACUUUCAUGGUAUAUUAUUCUGUGUAGACUCAAGUGAUAUUGGUAGAAUACCUCUUGCAAAAAAAUUAUUAUCACGACUUAUAGUUGAUUCCCCUAGCUCAAGCGUUGCAAUCCUAAUUCUGGCUACAAAACAGGAUGUUGUUGAUGCUAUUACACCUGAUCAAUUAGCAGCUGAGCUUCAAGUUUCUGAUAUGGUGCGAUUAUAUGGGAACAGUAUAAAAGAAUAUGCAGUGGUUGGGAUAUCCUCUUAUAGUGGAAUUGGCUGCGUUGAAGCUCUUGAAUGGAUAAGUAAUGCUAUAUGGCAACACCAAACUUGUUGUUAUUGUCUACUAACAUACAAAACUAUAAUGGGGAUAGCAAACUUGACAAAAUCAUUGAUAUUUAGGUAA
Messenger RNA from Cryptosporidium muris RN66, 738 nucleotides. RefSeq lists its product as uncharacterized. Gene Ontology annotation, molecular function: GTPase activity; GTP binding. Gene Ontology annotation, biological process: Golgi to plasma membrane protein transport; protein localization to organelle; intracellular protein transport. Bases 1 to 738 code for a protein of 245 amino acids. NCBI's taxonomy places the organism in Eukaryota, Apicomplexa, Conoidasida, Eucoccidiorida, Cryptosporidiidae. Gene Ontology annotation, cellular component: Golgi apparatus. The record is from RefSeq and is a predicted model, not a curated record. The transcript has a single exon.